Molecule: messenger RNA, 1448 nt
Organism: Cotesia glomerata
Lineage: Eukaryota; Metazoa; Arthropoda; Insecta; Hymenoptera; Braconidae
Product: protein smoothened-like
Exons: 4
Coding region: 140-1279 (379 amino acids)
Biological process (GO): smoothened signaling pathway; positive regulation of smoothened signaling pathway; commissural neuron axon guidance
Cellular component (GO): dendrite; plasma membrane; cilium
Molecular function (GO): patched binding
Source: RefSeq, a predicted model, not a curated record
UAGUGUUGACCUUGGCCAUGGUCUUGCAAUAUUAGAUUUGAGUUAGUUUGUGAAAAUUCGACGCAUUGUGUGCCACGCUGAUUUUUAUUUCCGACGCUUUUAGUUCUAAAGCUUGACUGUGUAGGCAGACUUUUGAAAGAUGAAGUUCCUACUGUUAGCCCUCUUCCUCAACAGCACUGAGUACGGAUACUCAAAUGACUUAGUAGUGGUUAAAAAUGAUGGAAAACAUAUUUCUUAUGGUGCUUCAAAAUUAGAGUGCCAUCAUAGACCCGAAGGUAUUCAAUGUUUGGGUAAUACUUUACCAUACUCUUCAUUUUCGAAUAGGUUAGUUAAUAAAAAAUUCGGAGAUUUUGAAGAUGCAGAGGAAAAACUACAAGAACUAGAAACCGCAGCAAGAUUCUACCGAGAAUGCUGGCAAGUGAUCCAACCAAUGCUGUGUUCAGUCUUCAAGCCUCCUUGUCACCUAACAACAACUUUAUUAGAAUCCUAUAAAGAAAGCCUCAAAAAACCAUGUCGCUAUUUGUGUACCGAAGUUGAAAAUCACUGCGAAGAGUUGAUGAGCAGCGAAGUUUGGCCAGAGUUCCUCACCUGUGACAACAACGACAUCUUCGGGGACAAAGACUGCGUGAAUCCUUUGGAAAGCUUCGAGUGGAACGACGAGAGCGAGUGUCCUGAGUACCUGGUUCCAUCAUCGAUCCGCACUGAUGCCUUAGCAGAGUUCCCGGGCUGCAGAAUUGGUUGUCACGACCCCUUCUACUCGGACGAGGAGCACCUUCAGAUGCGUGUUACCAUCUUCUGGUUAUCGACAAUCUGCGCUUUGAUCAACAUCCUGUCAAUCCUGACCUACAUGAUCAACUGGGACUCAGGAACCUACCCAGACCGCGCUCUAUAUAAUCUCAACUGGAGCUCCUUGCUCUUCUGCGCCGGGUGGCUCCUCCAGUUCUUCCCGUUCUCUUUCGAUGACAUAGUCUGCAACUCGGACGGCUCUCUGAGGACAUUUCAGUCUUUGUUGACAUUGAAAACUGUCAAAGACCUGCCUUGUCUGGCCACCUUCGCCCUGAUCUACUACUCGACGAUGGCAAUGGCUAUGCGGUUCUUGAUCCUCUCCUUCAUCUGGUUCAUGAAGCUUGAAACUAUCAACCGGAAGUCUGAUAAAAUCAGCGAACUGUUUGAUGUUAUUGGCUGCGGGUCACUUUUGCAGAGACCUAUUAUCGGAUUGUUUGCCAGAAGCCAGAGAAAUCUAGCUUUAAGUGGCUUAAUUUCUUCUUCGUGGCAGUGAUAUACUCGGUUAUUAUAUAUGGGAAUCUUGAUGGAAGCGGUCUUACUGGGAUCGCUUUUAAGGGGCUUGAUUAUGAUCGGACAAACAUGUGGUUGUCUGUUAUGACCUUUGUUGUGGGCUUUGUAUCCUGGGGGCUUUACUAUUUCCGUCGUGGUAAGUUGCAGGACUC